Anisakis simplex (herring worm) is the source of this 1065-nucleotide messenger RNA. The record is from the annotation of a GenBank genome assembly. Lineage: Eukaryota; Metazoa; Nematoda; Chromadorea; Rhabditida; Anisakidae.
AUGCACAAAUUAGGCAGAACAAAGAACACUGUACUGGCAACUGGUGGAUAUGGACGUGCAUUCUUCAGCUGCACGUCAGCACAUACGUGCACUGGCGAUGGAACGGCACUGGUGGCGCGUGCUGGCCUAGCAAACUCAGAUAUGGAAUUUGUUCAGUUCCACCCAACCGGUAUCUACGGAGCUGGAUGCUUGAUCACGGAAGGUUCACGAGGUAUCUCGGAAACGGCCAAGAUCUUCGCUGGUGUCGAUGUGACAAAAGAACCGAUUCCGGUUAUUCCGACAGUCCACUACAACAUGGGUGGUGUACCAACCAAUUAUAAAGGACAAGUGUUGAAGUAUACCAAAGCGAAGGGUGAUCAGGUGGUACCAGGCUUGUACGCAGCCGGAGAGGCGGCCGCGCACUCUGUACAUGGUGCAAAUAGACUUGGUGCGAACUCGUUACUUGACUUAGUAAUCUUCGGACGCGCUUGUGCGAUCAACAUCCUGAAGAACACGAAACCCGGAGAGAAGGCACCGGAUCUCCCGUCGAGCGCCGGUGAAGGUUCUAUCGCUAAUCUGGACAAGAUGAGAUAUGCGAACGGCGAUAUUCCCACUGCCGAUUUGAGGUUACAAAUGCAGAAAACUAUGCAAAAACAUGCGGCUGUCUUCAGACGUGGUGAUAUUCUUUCGGAGGGUGUUAAGAAGAUGAAUGCACUUUACAAGGAUCUGAAGCACUUGAAGACGACGGAUCGCGGAAUGGUAUGGAACUCGGAUUUGGUGGAAACAUUGGAGUUGCAGAAUCUGAUGUUGAACGCGACGCAAACGAUUACCGCUGCUGAGAAUAGAAAAGAGUCGAGAGGUGCGCACGCUCGUGACGAUUUCCCGAACCGUAUUGAUGAAUACGACUAUUCGAAGCCUUUGGAAGGACAAGUUAAGAAGCCAUUCGAACAACAUUGGCGUAAGCAUACGAUCAUCUAUCAGGAACCUGAGACGGGAAAGAUUACACUCGAAUAUCGACCAGUAAUCGACACGACACUGGACAAAAACGAGACUGAUUGGGUGCCACCGAAAGUUCGCUCGUAUUAA